Messenger RNA from Corylus avellana, 618 nucleotides. The record is from RefSeq and is a predicted model, not a curated record. NCBI's taxonomy places the organism in Eukaryota, Viridiplantae, Streptophyta, Magnoliopsida, Fagales, Betulaceae.
GAUGUUUUGGUGGCUGAUAUUGUGACAGCAGAAUUCUUCGAUGGGAUACUUGAUAAGGCUGAUGCAAGUUGUCCUGGAAAGAAAUUUUACACACGAGCAGCGUUUAUUGAAGCUCUCAAUUCAUUUAAUGAUUUUGGAAGGAUUGGUUCGAUUGAUGACUCUAAGCGUGAGAUUGCAGCCUUCUUUGGACAUGUUACACAUGAAAUUGGACAUUUUUGCUAUAUAAAGGAGAUACAUGGUCACUCCAAGAAGUACUGUAGCAAGGCAUACACAAAAUACUAUCCCUGCAAUCCCAACAAAGGUUAUUAUGGCCGUGGACCAAUUCAGUUGACAUGGAAUUUCAAUUAUGGAUCGGCGGGAAAGAGCAGUGGGUUUGACGGAUUAAACUCUCCUGAAACUGUUGCAAAUGACCCUGUUAUUUCAUUCAAGACAGCCUUGUGGUAUUGGAUGAAGAAGGUUCACCCAAUCAUUCACCAAGGAUUCGGAGCAACAAUUCAAGCAAUUAAUUAUUUUGAAUGUCAUGGUGCACACCUUGCAAGAGUAAAAGGACGUGUUGCUCAUUACACUGAAUAUUGUCACCAACUUGGUGUUGCUCCCGGCAACAAUCUCACUUGCUAG